Iphiclides podalirius (scarce swallowtail) is the source of this 234-nucleotide messenger RNA. Lineage: Eukaryota; Metazoa; Arthropoda; Insecta; Lepidoptera; Papilionidae. The record is from the annotation of a GenBank genome assembly.
AUGUUUAGACGGUGUCGUGCGGCGCUGGCGCGGCCUCCGCGAGGCGUGCCGCGAGUGCGCGCGGUGGCGGACGCGGUGGCGGGGGCGGGCGGCGGGGCGAGCGGGCGCGCCUUCUCCACGCGCACGCCGCCAGUGCGGCCGCACCCCCGCCCCCCGCCGCUGCCGCCACCCACCACGCCGCACCGGCGCCCGAUGCAGCCGCCGCCCCGCCCCCGCCUGUGCACACUACAUGUC